UUUGAACUUUGGCCUGUAGGAAGCCCAUCAAAAAGACUGCACGUUGACGACUUUAACAAUUGUUUCAGUCUGGGUUAUAUUGCUUAAUAAUUUGAAUAAAUUGUACUAUUGUCAAUCUUGUAUUUUAGCAGUAAAAUUUUUUGAUUUUGACAUGAAGCACAUACGCACCAAAUUAAAAGAUAGUGAUAUUCAAAAACUAUUUUAUAAGCGUUAUGGAACAUAUAAUCCAUUACCAAAGCUUCCAUCUAUUGACUUUACUCCUCCAAUUUAUAAGGGUCCAUCCUAUGAAAAAGCACAGUCAAUGCAGGCUGAAAAUGUAUUUCCCCAGAGGCAAAUGUACGAAGAACCUUUAUUAUUACAUUCAGGAAAAAUGCAGUGGUUGUUUGAUUAUACCGGUAAACGAUAUUUGGAUAUGUUUGGUGGUAUUGCAACCAUAAGCGUUGGACACUGUCAUCCACGUGUAACUGAUGCAAUAAUCAAGCAGACACGUAUGUUAAAUCACGUAUCUUGUGUUUAUGAACAUCCAAAAUUGUAUGAAUAUGUGGAAAAAUUGGUAUCGACCAUGCCAAAUCACAUUAACACUGUGUAUUUGGUUAAUAGUGGUUCUGAAGCAAACCAGUUAGCAUUACAAUUGGCUCGUUUAUAUACUGGCAAUCAAGAUAUAAUAUCAAUCCAAAAUUGUUACCAUGGAGUAUCAGGAACUUUGCAUGGACUCACUGCACUAUCAGCAACUAGAUAUAACCAACCUGUGGAACAUUCGAUACAUCAUACUAUGUGUCCAGAUGUGUUCAAAGGAAUUUGGGGAGGAAAAAAUUGCCGAGACUCACCAGCACAGACUCAACGGGCUUGUAAAUGCAGUCAAAAUCAUUGUUUUGCUGCAGAUAAAUAUUACGAGCAGUUGGAAGAUCUUUUUACCUACUCGCUUCCUCGAGGAAAUAUAGCUGGUUUUUUUGCUGAAUCUAUUCAAGGCGUUGGUGGAGUAGUUCAAUUUCCUAAAGGUUAUUUAAGUAAAGUUUACGAGUUGGUAAAGACUAACGGUGGUUUAUGUAUAGCCGACGAAGUACAGACAGGUUUUGGAAGGACUGGAGAACAUUUUUGGAAUUUUCAAUCACAUGGAGUCACACCAGAUAUAGUUGUUAUGGCCAAGGGUAUCGCCAAUGGAUUUCCUAUGGCAGCUGUAGCUACUACGUCGGACAUAGCUAAGUCAUUAAACCCAGGAUUUCACUUUAAUACAUUUGGUGGAAAUCCAGUAGCAUGCGCUGUAGGGAUUUCAGUAUUAGAAGUGAUAGAGGAUGAAAAACUACAACAAAAUAGUUUAGAAGUCGGCACGUACUUUAUAGAAAAACUGUGUGGGAUGAGACGUGAAUGGUCAAUCAUAGGGGAUGUUCGGGGUAAAGGUCUCAUGGUAGGAGUGGAACUAGUUGAAGUCAAACAAGAUGAGAGCGAUAACAAAGUUCACACUAUGCCUUUGAACUCUAGAGCUAUUACUCACAUAAAAAACGAUUGUUCUAAAAUGGGGCUUUUAUUAGGAAUUGGCGGAGCUCGAUCAAAUGUAUUGCGAUUCAUGCCUCCUAUGUGUAUAACAAAAGACGAUGUGGAUUUUACUAUAGUUGUUCUAAGGCGAGCUAUGCAAAAUUAUUAUGAAGCAAAAUAUCGUAAUAAUAUUUAAGUAUUUAU
Daktulosphaira vitifoliae (grape phylloxera) is the source of this 1677-nucleotide messenger RNA. RefSeq names its product alanine--glyoxylate aminotransferase 2, mitochondrial. The transcript is spliced from 8 exons. Bases 152 to 1669 code for a protein of 505 amino acids. Gene Ontology annotation, cellular component: mitochondrion. The record is from RefSeq and is a predicted model, not a curated record. Gene Ontology annotation, biological process: glyoxylate catabolic process. NCBI's taxonomy places the organism in Eukaryota, Metazoa, Arthropoda, Insecta, Hemiptera, Phylloxeridae. Gene Ontology annotation, molecular function: pyridoxal phosphate binding; L-alanine:glyoxylate transaminase activity.